Dibothriocephalus latus is the source of this 798-nucleotide messenger RNA. Lineage: Eukaryota; Metazoa; Platyhelminthes; Cestoda; Diphyllobothriidea; Diphyllobothriidae. The record is from the annotation of a GenBank genome assembly.
GCUACAAAUGUUGUGGAUGGAGCCGUCGGUUAUGACAGCAAGUCUGACAGUGUUCUUACCCAUGUUGGCAGCCCGAAUGCGUAUACGCAGCCUGCGACUGUUCUUGACAGCACCUAUGCAUACAAUUUUACCGAACUGAAGCCUGAUUACACCACUCUGAACGUGAUUGGUGGUAUUUUCCUCGUCGAAAGAGAAAAAAGAACCAAUCAAGACACUUCGAGCUUCAUCGUCUUCCUCCUCCUCCUCUCCGUUGCCAACGCCGGAACCUCCCGUGCCUCCAUUGGUCUGGCGAUUGAUGUUGGUUGGAGGAUGGUGAAUGUGUACCCUUCCGCACGCACCGGAGGUAUGCCUGACCCCGCACAGCUGGCCGAGCUAUCUGCUAGUACCUGGACGCCUGCAAUCGUUAAGAAAUCUGUUUUUUUGGUGCUCCUCUACUCUUCCUACACCAUCCUUGCCCACUUAUGCGAGCUCUUCCUGUCCGCCGUCAUGUUCCUGAUGGAAGUAGCCAAAGGAAACGGACAUGCUGCCGGUGAACACACGGUCGCCUUUGCCUCGUCCACGGGUUCCUUCCCCACAGCCCUGCGUGAACGUCUACGGGCGGAAUUCUCCCCGCAUCCACAGGGGUACAAUGGCAAUGCUACCAGCGUUGUUGGUUCAUCAGCCUGCCGCCUCCUCCUCAUUAUUGCGCCAUUUGCCGUGCCGGCGGUGCUCUACACCAUCACCAACAAUCUCGGCCUGGCCAUCCAGUUGGAAAUGGAUCCGGCCACUUACCAGGUGGGUGUGUCUGCACACCUCUAA